AUGACAUGGUAUUUUAUUCCUCCUUCAGUUCCUCUGGUUCUCGUGGGGGUUGUAUUGAUCGCUGUGAGUGGGAUCACAGGAGACCCCCUGUUCGACUGCCUCCAAGACACAGACUACAGCGAGCUCCUCAACAUCGUGAAUAAAGGCCUCCCCGCCACCAGGACGCCCCGUCACGUGGCAGUCAUCGGAGGAGGGAUCGCUGGACUCACCGCUGCAAAGUUUUUGGAAGAUGCUGGGCAUAAGGUCACCAUAAUAGAAGCAAGUGACCGCAUUGGAGGCCGUGUGGAGACGUUCAGGAACAGAAAAGAAGGCUGGUAUGCAGAAGUGGGAGCUAUGAGGAUUCCCAGCUUUCACAAGAUUCUGCUUUCUCUAGCCUCCAAAUUAAAAGUUGCCCUGAACCGCUUCAUCGAAGAUGAUAUCAACACAUACUAUCUGGUAAAUGGCGGCCUGCACAAAACCUACACUGUGGAAAACAACCCAGGUGUCCUCAACUACAGCUUGAAUGAAAGUGAGAGAGGGAAGACGGCCCCUCAACUCUUCAGUCAGACACUGUGGAAGGUGAGGGAGGACCUCAGGAUAAUGGGCUGCAGUGCCAUGCUGAAUAAAUAUGAUUCCUACACAGUGAAGGAAUAUCUGGUGAAGGAGGGCAAACUGAGUCGUGGUGCUGUGAGGAUGAUCGGAGACAUUCUGAAUGAAAACGGCCUCUUCUACACUUCACUGACAGAGACGCUCUACCUACAGUCAGACAUAAACGACAACAAUGAAUACUUUGAAGUGACAGACGGCUUUGACCACCUCCCGAGAGCCUUUUACCAGGUGUUAAAUUCCACCAUCCUUCUCAACUCCAAAGUCAAGCUGGUCGACCAAAGAGGAAGCAGCAGUGUAACUGUGACGUAUCAGGACUGGCGUAAUUCAGGCUCUCUAACCAACCUCACUGUAGAUUAUGCUCUGAUUACGGCCACAGCCAAAGCCGCGCUCUUCAUUCACUUCCAGCCCCCGCUCUCCGGGGACAAGAUGGAGGCCCUGCGUUCAGUUCACUAUGCCAGCUUAACCAAGGUGAUUCUCAGCUUCAGCGUGCGCUUCUGGGAGAAAGAGGGCAUCAGAGGAGGGAAGAGCAUCACAGACCGCGUCUCUCGCUUCAUCUACUACCCCAGCCACAGCUUCCCGGGUACAGACGCAGGGGCCCUUCUUGCAUCUUACACCUGCUCUGACGAUUCCACACUCUUCCAAGGGAUGAGUGAGGAGGAGCUGAUGGACGUGGUUCUGGACGACCUGGUCAUGAUCCACGGAGAGGCUAUCAGGAGUGUGUGGACGGGGGGGCUGGUGAAGAAAUGGGGCCUCGAUCCUUACAGUCUGGGAGCCUUUGCCCUGUUCACGCCUUACCAGCAGGGAGACUACGCGAGGGAACUGUUCCAGAGUGAGGGACGGGUGCACUUUGCAGGAGAACACACAGCCACACCUCAUGGGUGGAUCGAAACAGCCAUGAAGUCUGCACUCAGGGCAGCAAAAAACAUUAACAGUCUGACUCUGUAGUUUUAUUUGUGAUUUGUAUACAGUAUGUAACACUCCAAAACAUGAGCAAACAAUUGCUUGGGUUGUCAAAAUACCUGAUGAUUCUUUUUUAAUGAUUAAUUAAUCAUCAAAAUAAUUUAUAGAACAGCUGAGCUCCUGGUGGAGCACACGGUUAACUCUCAAUACCAGAGACCGUUAAGUCAUGUAAUUAAUUUGUCUACUUUAUUUAAUUUCGGCUGCUCCAUAUUUUACCCGUAUGUACGAGAAAAUGAAAUAUA
This is a messenger RNA of Solea solea (common sole), 1790 nucleotides long. It is a transcript of the gene il4i1, whose product is annotated as interleukin 4 induced 1. The record is from RefSeq and is a predicted model, not a curated record. Bases 1 to 1533 code for a protein of 510 amino acids. Gene Ontology annotation, biological process: amino acid catabolic process. The transcript is spliced from 6 exons. Gene Ontology annotation, molecular function: polyamine oxidase activity; L-amino-acid oxidase activity. Lineage: Eukaryota; Metazoa; Chordata; Actinopteri; Pleuronectiformes; Soleidae.